Molecule: messenger RNA, 4281 nt
Organism: Aspergillus calidoustus
Lineage: Eukaryota; Fungi; Ascomycota; Eurotiomycetes; Eurotiales; Aspergillaceae
Source: the annotation of a GenBank genome assembly
AUGUCGCUUCUAGGGACAAUUGCUCCUAAUAUCCCUCGAUCCCAGUCGGUAGUCAGCCACAACAUGCCACAAUUGCAGGAUUUCACCGACUAUGAUCAGUCCGAUCACAUGGGUCCUCAUACAGACAAUGCCGACAAGGAAAAGAGCGAAGAUGGGGAGACGCUCAACGACGAUAAGCACGACAUGGAGGCUCAUAUUGGCUCUCUGGCCAGGCAAUUGACCCGCCAGCUGACCCGUCAGUCUACAAGAUUGACAUCGAAGAGCACGCUGGAGAACCCGUUCUCUCUCGAAGACCCCGACUCGCCUCUCAAUCCCAACAGUCCUAAUUUCCGAGUGCGAGACUGGAUGAAGAUGCUACUAGAGAUCAGGUCUCGCGACCCAGAGAGAUACCCUGAACGUACAGCUGGUAUCGCUUUCAGAAGCCUCAGCGUCCACGGCUUCGGGUCCCCCACCGACUAUCAAAAAGACGUUCUAAAUGUGCUUCUCGAGUUUAGCACUAUAGCUCGUCGACUGAUUGGCAGAAAAAUGCCAAAGAUUCAAAUCCUCCGUGGCUUUGACGGAGUGGUGAGGAGCGGGGAAAUGCUGGUGGUUCUGGGAAGGCCUGGAAGUGGAUGUUCAACGUUUCUCAAGACAAUUGCGGGUGAGAUGAAUGGAAUCUCGGUUUCGGAGGAUACAGUGAUGAACUAUCAAGGUAUUUCUGCCAAGCAAAUGCACAAUGCCUUCCGAGGAGAAGCCAUCUAUACAGCAGAGACCGAUGUUCAUUUUCCACAACUCUCUGUAGGAGAUACCCUGGCUUUCGCCGCUGCUGCACGGGCACCACGCAACCGCCUUGAGGGCGUGACUCAGGAGCAAUAUGCUAAGCAUAUGAGGGAUGUGGUAAUGGCAAUGCUUGGACUUCCUCAUACAAUAAACACACGCGUGGGUAAUGACUUUAUCCGUGGAGUCAGCGGUGGCGAGAGAAAGCGUGUUACUAUUGCAGAGGCUACAUUAAGCCAGGCGCCACUUCAGUGCUGGGACAAUAGUACAAGAGGGCUUGACAGCGCCAAUGCUCUGGAAUUCUGCAAGAACUUGGCUUUGAUGAGCAAGUACACUGGCUCAACCGCCUGCGUGGCAAUCUAUCAAGCGUCGCAAAGCGCAUAUGACGUUUUUGACAAGGUCACUGUUCUCUAUGAAGGAAGGCAAAUCUACUUUGGACACACCAGAGAGGCGAAGGAAUUCUUCGUUAAUAUGGGAUUCGAGUGCCCAGAGCGACAGACAACAGCAGACUUUUUGACAUCGCUUACGAGUCCAUCGGAGCGUCUGGUUCGCCCUGGCUAUGAAGGCCGUGUGCCUCGUACACCUGAUGAAUUCGUUACCGCGUGGAAAAAUAGCGACGCAUAUGCCAAGCUCAUGAUGGAAAUUGAAGGGUUCGAAACGCAGUACCCUAUUGGAGGACCAUCUUAUGAUGCCUUUGUUGGUGCACGCAAGGCUAUGCAAGCAAAGCGUCAACGAGUAAAGUCACCAUACACCGUUUCGAUCCAGCAGCAAAUAAACCUCUGUGUCAUUCGCGGAUUUCAACGCCUUCGAGGGGAUUUCAGCCUUACAGCAACAGGUCUAAUUGGCAACUUUGUGAUGGCUCUAAUCAUUGCCUCAGUUUUCUACGACCUCCCAGACGACACUAGGAGUUUCUAUCACCGGGGAGCUCUUCUGUUCUUCGCGGUGCUCAUGAACGCAUUUUCAAGCGCGUUGGAAAUCCUGACUCUUUACGCACAGCGGCCGAUUGUGGAAAAGCAAUCAAGAUAUGCUUUUUACCACCCAUUUGCAGAGGCAGUGGCAUCAAUGCUAUGCGAUACCCCCUACAAGCUGAUCAACUCUGUCACGUUCAACAUACCGUUAUAUUUCAUGACCAACCUGCGUCGUGAACCUGAUGCUUUCUUCACCUUCUGGAUUUUCUCCGUGGUCACCACAUUUACCAUGUCAAUGAUUUUCCGAACUAUUGCCUCUGCAUCUCGUACACUUUCCCAAGCCCUUGUACCGGCAGCCACGCUCAUGCUAGCCAUGGUCAUCUACACUGGCUUUACUAUCCCCACUCGGAAUAUGCUUGGCUGGUCCCGUUGGAUCAAUUACAUUAACCCCAUUGCUUACGCGUUCGAAAGCUUCAUGGUCAAUGAAUUCGAUGGUCGGCAAUUUGAAUGUAUGGGUAUUAUCCCUUCUGGUGGCCAAUAUGAGAGCGUUUCUAUGGAGCACCGAAUUUGUGGAACAGUUGGUGCAGAGGCCGGCUCCUCGAUUGUUGACGGGUCCAUGUUCCUUGAGCUAAGCUACGAAUACUCGAGGAGUCAUCUAUGGAGGAACAUGGGCAUUAUGAUCGGAUUCAUGGUGUUUUUCACUUUAACUUAUCUUGCGGGAACCGAAUACAUAUCAGAACAAAAGUCAAAAGGCGAAGUCCUCCUUUUCCGCCGUGGCCGUCAACCCCACAUCUCUGUCAUUCAGAAUGAUCCCGAAAACCCCAGCUUACCUGCCAACGUUCCCCAGACCGAAGAAUCUGCGCCCCAACCGUCGGCAAAGAUCCAGAAACAAACGGCAAUUUUUCAUUGGGAAGAUGUCUGUUAUGAUAUUGAGAUCAAAAGACAACCAAGGAGGAUACUUGAUCACGUUGAUGGCUGGGUCAAACCUGGCACAUGUACUGCCCUGAUGGGCGUAUCUGGAGCAGGGAAAACGACAUUGCUUGAUGUUCUAGCCACCAGGGUCACAAUGGGUGUUGUAACCGGCUCAAUGCUUGUUGACGGACACCAGCGUGAUCAGUCCUUUCAGCGAAAAACAGGGUAUGUGCAGCAGCAAGAUCUUCACCUAGCUACAUCAACGGUACGGGAAGCUCUUGAAUUCAGUGCAAUACUACGUCAGCCUGCCCAUCUCAGUCGCCAGGAGAAGCUUGACUAUGUUAAUGAAGUUAUCAAGCUUCUGGGUAUGGAAGCAUAUGCGGAUGCCAUUGUGGGUGUACCUGGAGAGGGUCUGAAUGUUGAGCAACGCAAACGAUUGACGAUUGGAGUGGAGCUCGCUGCAAAACCUGAACUCUUGCUCUUUUUGGAUGAACCAACAAGUGGGCUUGACAGCCAAACCUCGUGGUCUAUUCUAGACCUGAUUGACACCUUGACCCAGCAUGGCCAAGCGAUCCUUUGCACUAUACACCAACCAUCAGCCAUGUUAUUCCAGAGAUUUGACCGGCUUCUGCUGUUAGCAUCUGGAGGGAAAACCAUUUAUUUCGCAAGGCCAGUUGGAGAAGCCGAUCCAAGUGCACUGAGCGAGUUUGCUGCGCCAUUCUACAUCCAACUCUGGGAAUGUCUGGUUCGAGUAUUUGCUCAAUACUACCGUACGCCAACCUACCUUUGGUCCAAAGCCGCUCUCUGCAUUAUUACACCACUCUUUAUUGGCUUUUCAUUUUUUGACGCCCCGACGUCCCUCCAAGGGCUCCAAAAUCAAAUGUUCAGUGUGUUCAUGUUGAUGACGAUCUUUGGAAACCUUGUUCAACAAAUUAUGCCCAACUUUGUCACUCAACGUUCUCUAUAUGAAGCACGAGAGCGCCCGUCAAAGGCAUAUUCCUGGAAAGCCUUUAUGACUGCUAAUAUUAUUGUUGAACUCCCCUGGAACUCGCUGAUGGCAGCACUCAUAUUCUUCUGCUGGUACUACCCUAUUGGCUUGUAUAAUAAUGCAAAGCCAACUGAUGCAGUAACCGAGCGUGGUGGCCUUAUGUUCCUGCUAAUCUGGACUUUCUUGCUCUUUACUUCAACAUUUGCUCAUAUGGUUAUUGCAGGGAUCGAAUUGGCUGAAACGGGAGGCAAUAUCGCAAAUAUGUUGUUUUCCCUCUGCCUGAUCUUCUGUGGUGUUCUUUCCUCCUCAAGUGAUAUGCCUCGUUUCUGGAUUUUCAUGUAUCGAGUCUCACCAUUUUCAUACCUGGUCUCAGCAAUGCUUUCGACAGGCCUGUCGGGAACGAAUGUCGAGUGCGAGAAUGUCGAGUAUCUCAGGUUCACACCACCCGACAACCAGACAUGCGAUGAAUACAUGCGCCCCUUCAUCAACUCUUCUAGAAGUGGCUACCUUCUCGAUCCCGGUUCUACCUCUGAGUGUUCGUUUUGCACAAUGGACAAGACCGACACGUACCUUGGGGAAAUUGGCAGCGACUUCUCUGAGGCCUGGAGGAACUUUGGCUUGAUGUGGGUGUACAUCGCGUUCAAUAUUGCUGGGGCAAUUUUCAUCUACUGGCUGGCUCGCGUACCCAAGGGAAAGAAAGCGUCUGGGACGACAUAG